UUUUGUGAUUUACCAAACUUGGAAUUGAUUUAAUUAGUUUAACUUACAAAAGAUGAUGAUUGUUUUUGUUUUUAUUUUUCUUAACAUUGCAAAUCUUGAAUGAAUAUCAAAUGUUUACUUUCUGUGUUUACACUUAAUUUUUCGUGGAAAUAAUCAGCUGAUCUUAAAACGAGUUGUUUUCUGUAUUUUUAGCCACAACAACAAAAACAAAAACAAAAACAUUAGAGAAUCUAAAGUUUAAAUGAUUUAAUUAUUUAAUUUUCUUUUUAAAUCUUCUCAAGCUAAGUUUUGGGUUUUAAAUUUCGAAAAAAGUCCGAAAAUUGAGCUGAAAUUAUCGGAGAAAUGUUAUCCUCAAGUUCACCCACUUUUAUCCGAUGGAUAAUCUCAUUUGUUAUCCCAAUUCUAGUUGUUAUCCAUGGUUAUCGGAAGAAAAAUUUAAACUGGACCGGAGCAAUUACUGCCUUGAUUGUUGGUUUUAUCCUGACCAUCAGCAAUAUGUGUUUUAUGGCCUGUAUGUUGACAUUUUUUUUCACCUCAUCUCGUGCAACUAAAUACAAGAGUAAUUUAAAGCGUAAAAUUGAAUCGGAUUACGAGAAAUCAAGUUGCCGUAAUUGGAUUCAGGUCAUUUGUAACGGUGGAGUGGCCUCUUUAUUUGCUAUUAUUUUCAUAUAUCAUCAAGGUUUUGCCGCCGAGAUACCGAUUAAUUUAGUAAACAAUUACUACUCUUCCUGGUUUGCCUUGGGGGUCAUGGGAAGUAUAGCUUGUUGUAAUGGCGAUACUUGGGCAUCGGAAUUGGGCCUUGCCCUUGGUUCAAGUAAUCCAAGACUAAUAACCACAGGACGACAGGUUCCUAAAGGCACCAAUGGAGGGGUCACUUUAAUCGGCCUCAUCCUUUCAGCCUUUGGCGGUCUUGUGGUUGGAUUAAUUUACUACCUCUUUGUUAUACUCUCAGUGGACCAAUCGACUCUCUCGAUUAGUCCACCUCAAUGGCCAAUUAUCGCUAGUGGGUUGAUCGCUGGUCUAUUUGGAUCAAUUGUCGAUUCCCUUAUUGGCGCUACGCUACAAUUUUCGGGUCUAAAUAAAAGCACCGGGACUAUCGUUGAAACACCGGGUAAAAAUGUCCAAUGGAUUAGUGGAUCUCCUGUUUUUAACAAUCACACUGUUAAUUUAUUAUCAUCAAUUUCUAUGGCCUUGAUUACUCCAAUUAUAUCGCAAUUAAUUUGGCCAUAAUCAACUGCCAACAAUUACAAUUCCUGUUAAUCUUUUCGUUCAUCAAAUCAAUCAACUUUACCCACCGUCUUAAAUUAUUUGUGUCUUAUUAUCUAAUUAACGUUGAUGAUUAAGCUGAAAAAUAUAUUUUAACGAUCAUCAGAUCGUUUCUAUUUUGUACAACAAUUGGUUAAUUGUUUUCCAAUCAAAUCAUAUUCCUAUUGUAAUAGUUAAUUUAAUGUAUCGAACAAUUUUUCAACUUUAAUACGAAAAUUUUGUCAACCAUUUUGUGUUUUAAUCAACACAAUUAAAAGAAAUAUAAACAAAAAUCCUUUCUAACCUGA
Messenger RNA from Panonychus citri (citrus red mite), 1553 nucleotides. RefSeq names its product transmembrane protein 19-like. The transcript has 2 exons. Bases 343 to 1230 code for a protein of 295 amino acids. The record is from RefSeq and is a predicted model, not a curated record. Gene Ontology annotation, cellular component: membrane. Lineage: Eukaryota; Metazoa; Arthropoda; Arachnida; Trombidiformes; Tetranychidae.